Physeter macrocephalus (sperm whale) is the source of this 5796-nucleotide messenger RNA. RefSeq names its product family with sequence similarity 186 member A (gene FAM186A). The record is from RefSeq and is a predicted model, not a curated record. NCBI's taxonomy places the organism in Eukaryota, Metazoa, Chordata, Mammalia, Artiodactyla, Physeteridae.
AUGUACAAAAAUGUCCGUGAUAGAUCAGAGGUUCCUAAGCUUGAGAUCCCAUUUACGGUACAGGAUGUCAUCACUAGGAUUGAGCAAGCACAGUUCCAUCGAGCCAGAGAGGACCUUAAUAUGCAGCUGGGUGACAUAAUGCAGAAUGUGCAGUGGAUAAUAAAUCGCUAUACUAUGGAUGAGAAUGUGCACUCUGGAAGGAAAAUAUCCCUUACAGAACAUAAGAAAUGGAGAGCAAGUUUGCUGGAGAAAAUAGUUACUUGUGCCAAGACUGCUAAAAUUAAAGAAAAGACUCUUGCCUACAUUCUGGCCUGGCUGGAAGAAUGGAAUGUCAUUUUGUCUGAGAUGACUACAAUUGAUAUUGAUGAACACCACCACUGUAUAGCACAAAUGGAGAUGUUACCAGAAACGCUCAAAGCUAUCGAGAGCAAUGUCAAGCUACUGAGCAGAAUUAGUACAUCUUUGCUUGAAGAAAAGAAGAAACAAAAGAAAAAAACAGCAUCUAGAGGCUCUCUAUGGAAAUCUUGGAAAGAAAGAGUCAUAAAGCAACCUGCAACAGCUCAUGCUUUAAGACCAGAUCAGAUGAUUAGUGAUCAAUUUGCAACAAAUACAAAGGUUUCAGAAAUCCAAGAUAUGCUACAGGAACUCAUAGAUACUGCAGUGUUCAAUAAAUUGGAAAACAAUGCUAUUAAACAUAUGUCAUCAACAAUAGUAAACCUUUCUAAAGCUUUGAGUACACUAAAUGAUGAAGUGAAAGUUAUUAACCUCCAAAGUGCCAAUAUGUAUACAAAUGAGACAAGUGAAAGAGAAAAAGAGAUUUCCCUGAAGAUAAUACAAGAUCUCAGUAAAAAAAAUGAAAUGCUUCAGCAGAAACUUCAAGAAGCAGAAGAAAAAUAUGAACACUUUAUUCGAUCCAAAGGUAUAGAACACCAAGCACUGCCCACAUCAACACUGAGAGUGUUACCUGAGCCUUCUCCACAAUUAGCCAUUAGCCAAGCUGACACAGAAGACAGUGUAGAUAAUAUUUUGGCCAAAGAAUUUGAAAUCGUUGUAGAUGAGGCCCCCCAAAAAGGGACCAAAGGCUUGGGGAUCAAGUGGGACUCAUCUCCUUCACAUACAGCCCAAGGUGAGAUGAUUCCAGAUAUAACUGACCAGCAAUACCCUUUACCUGAAAAAAAACAGAAAAAGUCUUCUGAAGAGAUCACUGAAGAUAUCAUUACAGAUAAGAUAUCAGCGAAGAAAGGCAGUGCCUUUCAGAAAGAUGGGACUGAUCAGUACCAAUCACAGAAAGGAAAGCGCACAAAAGGCCCAUAUGUGCAGGAGACCUCUGAAUCAAAUGUGAAUGAUGAUAAAGGUAAACAGAAAGUCACAGGGACCAAACUUGAUCACCACUUUGAAAUACAAGCACUAGAAAAGAACAGAAAAGAAAUAAAAUCCUUUUCUGAAGGCAAAUCAAAGUCACUCACUGAAUCAAAAAGUCAACAUUUCCCUUCUGAUUUCCCUUCUGACACAAAGAGCCAAGGUGGUAAAAGUGGAACAAGUAGUAUAUGGGAAAGACUCAGGAAAGCCAAACCUGAAUAUUCACAUAGUAAAAGUCAAAUUUCUUCAGAGAAUAAAGAGGAACUCACCACUGAGUCAAUGGACGAAGAAGGCAGAAGUGAGAUGAGUAGCCAAGCAGAGACAUCCAGGUUGAGCCAACUUGAUUAUUCCACUGAGAAAAUGAAAAUAAAAGGAAAGAAACACCAUAUCUCUCCAGGAACCAUUAUAAGCAAAGAAGAAAAAACUGAAGAGAAGGAUAUGUCAGUCUUUGCCAAGAAAGUCAAGUCUCUUGUACUUGUUAAAUCACCAUCUAGGAUAACUAAAGAGACUUCAGGAAUUCCAAAUGGCAAAAGAGAACAGAGUAACCUAGAAGAAUUUCAGAAAGCCAUAGUGUCAUUCCUAGAAGAGAAAACUGAUAACAUAGGAAAGGCUUUGGAUAAAAAGACUAGGUCAAAAGAAGAGUUAUUAUUAAAAAGAGCAGAAGUUGAAAAAUUAGGAAUCAUAAAGGCAAAAAUCGAGGAAUAUUUCCAAAAAGUGGCUGAAACUGUGACAAAAAUCUUGAGAAAAUACAAAGAUAUAAAAAAUGCAGGACAAAUUGGAAAGAAACCUAUGAAACGAAAAAAGGUGGUCUCAUUUAUGCCAGAAUUGCAUUUUCAGAAGCAGAUUAGUGCAAAGUCGGAAAUUAGCACCUUACUUUCACAGGAGAGCCUUAACCCACUAACUGACAAUUUAAUACAAAUGAUCUUGGCUGAAAUAGAAAGUGAAAGGGAUGCUCCUGUAGCCUCAACAGUAGGGAACGACCAUAAGGAGAAGGAAAAACAAAGGCUAGAAGAAAGGAGCUAUGAGAUGAUACAUAAGAAUUUGGAAAAGGAAGAGGCAUGGCUCCCAAUGAAGGAAAGAAAGCGAGGGCAACAGAAGCAGAAACAGUGGCAGGAAGAAGAGGUGUGGGAGGGACAGCAAAAACAGAGGAUGCAAAAGCAGAUUGAGCCAGAUGAGAAGCAAAAGAAAAGGGAAGAGGAGAAAGAAGGGCAUCAGAAGUCAAAGCAGCAGCAGCUGGAAUCAUGGAAGCAAAAAAUGAAAGAACAAGGAGUGCCCUUGGAGAAGGAGAAAGGACAGCAGAUGAUGCAGGUUCAGAAGGAAGUGAGAUAUCUGGAGCAAGAAAGCAGUUGGGAGAGAGAGGAGGAGAAGCAGAAACCAAGGAGAAAGGUAGAGGACCAUGAAAGGCAGAAGCAGAAAACAGCAAAGGAGAUGAAGACUUUUGAACAACUAGAACAGGUGCUCAGUCACACUUCAGUGACAUUGUCUUCCAGGUGGCAGAGCACACCAAAAGACGCACUGCAGUUACACCAAAGAAGAGAGUUCAACGGAAAUCUUAAGAAAUUAGAGAAUCUGGCUGAUGGAAAGCACUCCAUACCAAUCAUUCCUCCCAUCUCUACACAAUCUUCCUCAUCAGGAGCCUUUUCUAUUUCUGGACAGUCUCCCACAAAGUCCAUUACUCUUACCCCUCAGCAGGCCCAGGCAAUGGAAAUUGACCUCACCCCUGAAGAGGCCAAGGCACUGGGAAUCACCCCCACCUCUCAUCAGGUUCAGGAAUUGGGCGAAACCUCUACUCCUAAGAUGUCUCAGGGUUUGGGAGCAGCCCACACACCUGAGCAGACCCAGGCACUGAGGGUCACUCUUACCCCUCAGCAGGCCCAGACACUGGGGAUCACUCUCACCCCUGAGCAGGUCCAGGCCCUGGGGAUCCCUGUCACCCCUGAGCAGGUCCAGGCACUGGGGGUCACUCUCACCCCUCAGCGGGUCCAGGCCCUGGGGGCCCAUGUCACCCCUCAGCAGACCCAGGAAUUGGGGAUCACUCUCACCCCUCAGCAGGCCCAGGCACUGGGGAUUCAUGUCACCCCUGAGCAGGCCCAGGCACUGGGGAUCACUCUCACCCCUCAGCAAGUCCAGGCAUUGUGGAUAACUCUCACCCAGGAGCAGGCCCAGACACUGGGGAUUCAUGUCAUCCCUGAGCAGGCCCAGGCACAGGUGGUACCCCAUGUCACCGCUCAGCAGACCCAGGAACUGGGGAUCCAUGUCACCCCUCAGCAGGCCCAGAACUUGGGGGCCCCUUUCACUUUAGGACAGGCUCAAGCAUUGGGGGUUUCUCUCUCUCCAGAACAGUUUGAGGAAUUAGGAGUUCCUCCCACCUCAGAUAACAACUAUACCUUAGAAUCUCCCCACAUCCCAGAACAAAUCCAACCUUUGGGAGCCCCUUUCACCCCAGGACAGGCCCAGUCCACGGGUAUUACUCUCAGGUCUGAGCAGGAUCUAAAAUUAGGAGCUCUUCUCAUUAAUGAGCAGCCCUUACCAUCCAGGGCUGGUCCUCCUUCAGGACAUACCCUGGAAGUUGGCAUCUUUUCCAUUACUGAUAAAUCUGUCACAACACGUGCUCCUCAAAUUCCUAAGCGGUCCCCAGUAUCAUCUGCUCCUGUUGCUGAGAAGUCCCCUAUAUUUGAGGUCUCUUCUACUCCUUUGCAGAUAUCAAGGUCUCCUCUUACACAAGCCCCCUUUGUCUCUGGGAAAUCCUUGGGAAUGAGGAUUCCUUCAGAACCCAGGAAGCUCCUGGCACCACAGACCUUUCCUUCCUCUAGACAGACCCCAGUUUCUAAGGGUCAAUCCACCCCUGUUUGGUUCCCAACUCCAGGCCCCAGCCCAAUAUCUGGGCCCUCUCUCACUCCAGGACAGCCCCUUAUAUCUGGAGUCCCAGCCACCUCUGCACAGAUUCCCAGUAUCUGGGCUCCUUUCUCUCCUGGGAAGUGCUUGGUUCCUGGGGCCUCUUCCACCCCUGAGGAACUCUUGGAAUCUGGACCCUUAACUCUCUCUGAGCAGCCUCAGGCAUUCCAGACCUCUGCCACCCAUGAGCAAUCUCCCUAUCUACAAGCCCCUUCUACUCUUAGGCAGCAUCUGUCACCAUGGACCCUUCCUGGGCAAGCUUCCCCACUAUGGAUUCCUCCCAUCCCUGGGCGUCCCCCUACACUAUGGGCUCCCUCAACCCCUGGAAAGCCCCAGAAAAAUUUGUCCUCUCCUGUCUCUAAGAAAAAUAAGGAAAGAUUGUCAAUUAUUUCUUCUCUGAAACCUAAAUCAGCAUUGGCCCAUCCCAGUGCUCCAAGUUUCAAGGUACCUCAAGCCCCUUUCACCACUAAGAAGUUCCAAAUAUCAGAGGUCUCUGACACUUUCGAAGAAAUCCAGAGACCCUGAGAUCCUUUUGCCAUGGAACAAUUUAGAACAUUUAAGUCCUAUCUCACUGAUUACAGGACACCAGUAUCCCAAACCCCUUACAUUGAUGAGGGGGCCCUUCCUACUCUCAUUAAGCCUGUAAUAUCACUACCUUCUCUUACUACUCAACUACCCAAAACAUCACAGAGCUCACCUCCUGAAUGGGACCAGAAAUCCCGAUUUCCCCCUAUAGAUAAGCCCUGGAUACUGACUUCACUUUCAGGUACCAGGAAACCCAAGAUGAUGGUGCCCACUUCCUAUCCCCAAGAGCUCAAAGAACAGAACUAUUUUGUUGAUGUGGAGGCUCAGCAGAAGAAACUGAUUCUCUUAAAUCAGGCAACAAAAGCUUCUAUGCUCCCUUCACAACUACACACAACAGCUAGGAAUCUCAUAAUUGAGACACUUCAUACGGACAAAGUUUGGCUGGGAUACCUAUUCCGCAAGUACAUUGCCUAUAGGCUGAUCCAGUGUGCAAGAAACAACAUAAUUAAAUGGUUACAAGCCAUCCAGAAUACUGGGAGAGGUUAUGAGACCCAGAACCUCUACAUAAUGCUGAGCAGGAUUGAUGACUAUCAAAAACGGGUGAUGCAGAUCUGCACAGAGAAGCAGAAGUCGCUACAGCAGAAACGGAAUCAGUGCCUGAGGAAAAUGAUGUACUUAUUCAGCCAGCUUCAAGAGAUAUAUACAUUGAAUCUAAAUCAACCUAUCCCUUUGAUCAUCAAAAAGAAGCAAAUAUCUGCCUCUAUCAAAUUUGUUCAACAGCCAAUCCUAAAAGAAGAGGACAAAAAGUAUGACAUAUUCAAUAAGUUCAGACAAGAAGACCAAAUGGAAGCCAUCUGGAAUGCUGAUCUAUUCACUUCAAGUUACCCAAUAACAGAGAAGACAUCAAUGUAUUCACUCUGGGCCCAGCUGGGUGGGUACCCAGAUAUUCCUAUGUUGCUCCAGUUGGAUGUUCAGUCUACGUUCAGAAGAUCUCUUACAUGCAUUCAAUCAAAGUAA